Heterobasidion irregulare TC 32-1 is the source of this 759-nucleotide messenger RNA. RefSeq lists its product as uncharacterized. Gene Ontology annotation, molecular function: RNA methyltransferase activity; O-methyltransferase activity; snRNA binding. The transcript is spliced from 4 exons. Lineage: Eukaryota; Fungi; Basidiomycota; Agaricomycetes; Russulales; Bondarzewiaceae. The annotation marks the transcript as partial. Gene Ontology annotation, biological process: snRNA modification. The record is from RefSeq and is a predicted model, not a curated record.
UACCACCAUAACCCGCUGCCGUACGACCCUCGUCUCACCCUUCUCCCCCGCGAACUUCUCAUCGGCGCGCGCGUCUUGGAUAUAGGGUGCAACGAGGGGUGGGUAUCAUGCGAGCUUGCGCAGUCAUGGGCCGCACAGCAUGUUGUAGGCGUCGAUAUAGACGAGACUCUGGUCCGAAUGGCUUGGAAACGACGUCGGGCCGUUUGGAGCUUGCAAGCACCUGUCGAUUCUCCCCGCUCAAAUCCCGCAACUCCCUCGACCGUGCUUCCCACAUCGAAUAAACGUCCACGUGAAGCCCUCCCAGCCUCGCUAUCGACGGCUCCUCCCGAUCCUAACUAUUUCCCUGCCUCAUGCCAACUUAUGUUUGGACAGCUGCCAAUUCUGCCGUCCGAUAUCUCUGGAGAUACAGGCACCUUUCCUCAUAAUAUCUCGUUCAGAUGCGCCGAUUGGGUCCACGAGGUAAUCCCUGAGGAUGUGGAAGGCUACGAUGUUGUUCUGGGGCUUUCCGUGUCGAAAUGGAUACAUCUGAACGGCGGCGAUUCAGGCCUCCGACGCUUCUUCCAUCGAGUCUAUGAUGCAUUAAGACCUGGAGGGACAUUUGUCUUUGAGCCACAACAAUGGGAUUCGUACACAAAAGCGCGCAAGCUUGAUCCAGUACAAAAUGCGAAAAAUCUCAAGAUCCAACCUGCUGAUUUUGAGCGCUUGUUGAAAGAAAUCGGGUUCGUAUCCAUGAAACGUCUGGGCGUUGCUGGAGAAGGC